GUCACUAGACGGGGUACUACCUUUAUACUAGUCCCAGCAGUUUGUCACACGCAUCCUCACUCGUAGGGUGGUCAUCAUGAGACUAAGWMUUGCUGUCGCUAUCUUGGUUUCUCUUGUGUUCUGUUCGGUUGAGUCCACCAGCGGGAUUGUUUGUCAAGACCUCUUAGAGGAAAGUACAUGCCGUGCCCAAAURCAACAGCCAAACCAAUGUGAACAAGCGCCAUGGAACUCGCAGUGCCGAAAAACAUGRGGACGAUGUGAUGAAUGUUACGAUGCUGAGAAUAUGAUGACAUGCGCAGACAUCAAGAACAGAGGGGAAUGCGAUACUUCACAGGGAGCCCAUGAAUGCAGCGAAACAUGCGGAGUCUGGGCCUGUAAAAAUAMGGUAAGACGUGUAUUCCACAUGUCCUGACUGGAUCACCAUCCUUACAUCACUUUUUAUUUAUGUAGUUAUGGGAUAUUUGUAAUAUAGCAGAGAGUUUGAAAUAAAAGACAUUGCUGUUGCGCC
Molecule: messenger RNA, 508 nt
Organism: Exaiptasia diaphana
Lineage: Eukaryota; Metazoa; Cnidaria; Anthozoa; Actiniaria; Aiptasiidae
Exons: 4
Coding region: 77-412 (111 amino acids)
Source: RefSeq, a predicted model, not a curated record